Emiliania huxleyi CCMP1516 is the source of this 1863-nucleotide messenger RNA. RefSeq lists its product as hypothetical. The record is from RefSeq and is a predicted model, not a curated record. The transcript is spliced from 5 exons. Bases 1 to 1863 code for a protein of 620 amino acids. Lineage: Eukaryota; Haptophyta; Isochrysidales; Noelaerhabdaceae.
AUGCUCGGCGCCGGGUGGGACGCCGUGUCCAUCACGAGCGCCGAGCACGUCGAGUGGCUGGUAAACCAGGCCACUGCUGCUGGCGUCGACCUCUCGCUCUUUAAGGGCGUGCCGCUUGCCUAUGACCCUCAUCGCGAUGGACGGACGUACUUCGACCUGACAAACCUGGCUCGUGACGUGACGCCAAUUCUGACCGCGCUGCAAGCAGAUGGCUGGCCGGGGGACUUUCAUACGCAGCAGAAUCGCUUCUGCAACGGGACAGGCCAGCCGUAUGCGGGCUUUGGCUACAAGCCGCUGCCAAAGCCUGGCAUCGUCGACUUUGGCAUCUGCCAGCCUUUCCACAAGGUGAUCUGCGAGCUGAAGGCGAGGCCGCCUCCGCAACCACGCGCCCCGCCUUUGCUGCCGACGCUAUUGCUGCCUGAGUUCAAGGCGAGGUGGUGCUCCAGCGCGACCGCGCUGAUGUCCACUUUUGACAGCAGAUGCUCUGAGAGGGAGUUUUGUACAUCGAGCAUCUGCCAGGGCACGGAGCCUCCUUUGUUUCCCGACGUGCAUCUCAUUGACCCCUCCGCUGAUACACAUUUGCUGUCAAUCCGCAGCAGCUGUCAGAUGCUCGGCGCCGGGUGGGACGCCGUGUCCAUCACGAGCGCCGAGCACGUCGAGUGGCUGGUAAACCAGGCCACUGCUGCUGGCGUCGACCUCUCGCUCUUUAAGGGCGUGCCGCUUGCCUAUGACCCUCAUCGCGAUGGACGGACGUACUUCGACCUGACAAACCUGGCUCGUGACGUGACGCCAAUUCUGACCGCGCUGCAAGCAGAUGGCUGGCCGGGGGACUUUCAUACGCGGCAGAAUCGCUUCUGCAACGGGACAGGCCAGCCGUAUGCGGGCUUUGGCUACAAGCCGCUGCCAAAGCCUGGCAUCGUCGACUUUGGCAUCUGCCAGCCUUUCCACAAGGUGAUCUGCGAGCUGAAGGCGAGGCCGCCUCCGCAACCACGCGCCCCGCCUUUGCUGCCGACGCUAUUGCUGCCCUGGAGCUCCAAGUGCGGGUGGGAUGACUGUGCCGGCUGCUCGCACUGCUUUCUCCCACCUCGUAUCCCAUCGCCUGGCCUACCGCCGAUGAUGCCUUCCAUCGCACCAUGGGAUCCUCCACUGGCCUUGGCUCCGCUCCCGCCGGCACCGCUGCCAUCGCCUAAGGUGUGCGUCGUUCCAGUGUCGUUUGGCGUGCGGCGCUACUGCAGCAAGCCCCACCUGUCUCACGGCUUCGUGGACGACGAGGCUGCGUGUCGGCGCGAGUGCGAGGAAGACGAGGCUUGCCUCUACUAUUCCUUCUGGACGAGCAACUGGUGCCGCCUGACGCCCGCGUGCGACGACCUGUGGCUGGACAAGGACCCUUCCCUCGCCCACACCACCAUCACGGCCCGCCUGUCCGACGGCUUUGUGGACGGCGAGGCUACCUGUCAACGCUUGUGCGAGGCAGAGGAGGCAUGUCUCGCCUACUCCUUCUGGACGAGCCGCUGGUGCCGCCUGUCGCCCAUCUGCGACGAGCUGUGGCUGGACACGGACCCUUCCCUCGCCCACACCACCAUCACGGUCAAAUCGUGCACGCCGCCAGCGCCGGCAGCGCCGGCAGCGCCCUCGGAAGAGAGCUUGUGCAAGCCCUUCUGCAGCCGGCACUCCGCUUUCUGGAUGCAAAAAUGCUGGUGGAACGACUGCAAAUUUUGCGAGGACUGUGGCUCUGGGCAGCCAGCUGCAGAAUCGAGCUCGUGCAAGCCCUUCUGCAGCGGGCACACUGCAGCCUGGCCGGAAAAGUGCAUGUGGAAGGACUGCGGCCUUUGCCCGGGUUGCGGCUCUGCUCUUCGACGGUAG